AUGACGCUUCCAUGCAAACCAUUCUACAAAACAUGCCAACAGGCUUUGUUCUUACUUGUCAUUGUGUUGCUUUCAUCCUUCCAAGUCUUGGCUUCCACCCCAUCUACAACUUCUUUCACUUCAGCUAGAAAUGAAUCAGAGGCCCUUCUAAAAUGGAAAGCCAGCCUCUCCAAACACACCCAAUCUCUCCUACCUUCAUGGGUCGUCUCCAAUGGGACUUGCCAUUGGGAAGGAGUCACUUGCAGCAAAUCCGGAAGCAUCGUUAGCUUGGACCUCUGGGGUCAUGGUUUGAGAGGUACACUUCACAGUCUCAACUUCUCUUCCUUGCCUGAUAUCCUUACUCUUCAGCUAGGAAAUAAUUUGCUUUCCGGGACAAUCCCUUCUAACAUCAGCAGCCUCUCCAAACUCACCACCCUCGUCUUGUCCUACAAUAAACUCUCAGGAAAUAUUCCUUCUGAGAUAGGCUUGCUGAAUAGUCUUAGUGUAUGUGACUUGGGUUCAAAUUUUCUAACUGGCUCUAUUCCUCCAGAAAUAGGAAGCCUGAGGAGUCUCUCUAGUUUUAGUUUGUUUGAAAACAACCUCACAGGCAUUAUCCCUGCCACUAUAGGGAGCUUGAGGAACUUGACAGUUCUUUACCUUUAUGAAAAUAAACUUUCAGGUUCUAUACCUUCAGAAAUUGGGAAUCUUAGAUCACUCAGUGAGCUUGACAUGUCAAGUAACAGUCUAAAUGGUACAAUUCCUACUUCUAUUGGGAACUUGACUAAUUUAUCCAUUCUUUACAUUUGUGAAAAUAAACUCUCUGGCUCCAUACCUUGGGAAAUAGGUAAAUUGAGACAUCUUUCUGAGCUCCAAUUGUAUGGAAACAUUCUCACAGGUUUUAUCCCUGCUUCCAUUGGAAACUUGACUAAUCUGUCCUUUCUUUACCUUUAUGCAAAUAAACUCUUUGGCUCCAUACCAGAAGAAAUUGGACUCUUAACAUCUCUAAAAGAACUAGCCUUUUCAAAUAAUACACUGACAGGCACCAUCCCCAGUUCAAUACAAAAGUUAUCAAACCUUUCCACUCUCUCGCUUCGCUCCAAUGGUUUGUCAGGAAUCAUACCUCAUGAAAUCGGAUCUCUAAAUUUACUCAAUGAUUUUGAUUUGUCAAUCAACAAUCUUAUCGGUACAAUUCCUCGGUCCAUUGGCAACUUGCGAAAAUUAACUCGUCUUGGGCUUGCUUACAACAAACUCUCUGGCACCAUUCCACCGGAGAUAAGUAAUCUUACUCGGUUGCAGUUUUUGGUAUUAUUGGGAAAUAACUUCACUGGUCAUUUACCAAGACGCCUAUGCCACAGUGGAUCACUUACGAAACUUGCCGUCAAUGACAAUCAUUUUCAAGGUCCAAUCCCGAAAAGCUUAAAAAGCUGCACCAGUUUGAUUAGAGUGAGGCUAGAAAGGAACCAUUUCGUCGGAAAUCUAUCAGAAAGUUUUGGCAUAUAUCCUCACUUAAACUACAUAGAUUUGAGUGACAAUAAUUUGCAUGGCGAGGUUUCAUGGAAAUGGGGGCGUUGUCACAAUCUCACAAGCUUGAAAAUGGCAAGAAAUAAUAUUUCUGGUCGAAUUCCAACGGAGCUUGGAAAGGCAACUAACCUUUCUUUACUUGAUCUCUCCUCAAACCAUCUUGUUGGAGAGAUUCCGAAGGAAUUGGGAAAGUUGACAUCUUUAUUCGAACUUGAGCUAAGCGGUAAUCAACUUUCAGGCAAUAUUCCAGUAGAGAUUGGCAUCCUGUCAAAGUUAACAAAUCUCAAUCUUGGAGCAAACAGUCUGAAUGAUUCUAUUCCAGGAGAACUAGGAGAUUGCAAGAAGCUACUGAAAUUGAAUUUGAGUUGGAAUGGAUUCCUGGAAGGAGUUCCGUCUGAGAUUGGCAAAUUACACUUCCUUCAAAGCCUUGAUCUUAGUCACAAUGCGCUAAUAGGAGAGAUUCCUCCUGGAUUGGGUGAAUUGAAAACUGUAGAAACGUUGAAUCUCUCACAUAAUAAGCUCUCCGGUAGCAUCCCAUCAAGUUUUGGUGAUUUGUUAAGCUUGACUUCCAUUGAUAUAUCCUACAACCAAUUAGUGGGUCCUAUUCCUGACAUUGGAACUUUCAACGAAAAAGUGCCCUUUGACGCAGUUAGAGAUAACAAAGGUUUGUGCGGAAAUGUUACUGGUUUGAAGGCUUGCCCUACUUCGACCAACCACCAUCGAGGAAAGAAGAGAGGCAAAGGAGUUGUGAUCGUAGCCACAAUCCCCAUUGUAUGUGUUCUUUUGCUGCUGCUAAUCAUUCUUACGACUUUUUUCACUCUUGCCAAAAGACGGCAAAACAAAGUGAAUAAACAAAGGGAAGGACCAAAUCCGAAUCCAUUCACAAUAUGGAGCUAUGAUGGAAAGUUGGUGUAUGAGAACAUUAUUGAAGCAACUGAAGGAUUUGAUUCCAAGUAUUGCAUUGGAGUGGGAGGGAAUGGAAGUGUGUACAAAGUUGUAUUACCAACGGGACAGAUUGUGGCUGUGAAGAAACUACAUCAACUACCAGACUGUGAAGUUGCAAAUUCAAAAGCUUUUAGAAGCGAAAUUCUUGCUUUGACAAAAAUCCGACAUCGGAAUGUUGUCAAGUUCUAUGGUUUCUGCUCACAUCCUUGGCAUUCGCUUUUGGUUUACGAGUUUUUGGAGGGAGGGAGCUUGGAAAAGAUACUUUGUGAUGAGGAACAAGCAAUGGCAUUUGAUUGGAGUAAGAGAGUGAAUGUUGUCAAAGGUGUGGCCAAUGCUAUUUCCUAUAUGCACCAUGACUGCUCAUCUCCUAUAAUUCAUAGGGACAUAUCAAGCAAAAACAUUCUGUUGGAUGAAGAGUAUGAAGCUCAUGUCUCUGACUUUGGCAUUGCAAGAAUUCUGAACCCCAACUCAACCAAUUGGACUUCAUUAGCAGGCACAUUAGGAUGCAUCGCUCCAGAACUUGCUUACACAAUGGAGGUGACCGAAAAAUGUGAUGUUUAUAGCUUCGGGGUUUUGGCGUUGGAAAUACUGGUAGGGGAGCAUCUGGGGGAUCUCAUCUCAUCUGUGUCAUCGUUGUUGUCUUCUUCGACUUCAACAGUACAUCAUUUGCUAUUGAAGAAUCUGUUGGACCAACGUCCUUCAUAUCCCACAAAUCGAGCAGGAGAGGAAGUGGUAACUGUUGCAAAAAUAGCAGUCUCAUGCUUACAAUCCAAUCCGCAAUCUCGGCCCUCUAUGCAACAAGUUUCUCAGGAGCUAUCAACUCAAAGACGCACUGUGCAGAAUCAGUUUCACACCAUUACAAUGGGACAACUACUUGAUGUUGAGUAUUGAU
Messenger RNA from Tripterygium wilfordii, 3337 nucleotides. Its product is annotated as MDIS1-interacting receptor like kinase 2-like. The transcript has 2 exons. Gene Ontology annotation, biological process: protein phosphorylation. Bases 1 to 3336 code for a protein of 1111 amino acids. The record is from RefSeq and is a predicted model, not a curated record. Gene Ontology annotation, molecular function: protein kinase activity; ATP binding; protein binding. NCBI's taxonomy places the organism in Eukaryota, Viridiplantae, Streptophyta, Magnoliopsida, Celastrales, Celastraceae.